UUGUGACUGCAGUGAAUCUUUAUCCCUAAACCCCCAAGAAACAACAAGAGGAACUAAACCCUCUCUUCAUCUCUCGUGCGGCUCGCAAGUCCAGGUCCGUCCGCCCACGCCCAGCUCUUCACCUUCUGAAGUCCAGGGACAAAAUGGGCGAAGAAAAGCAACAGAGUAUUCCUGCUUUGCCAUGGAUGCGAGACCCUGUCGACGUCACUCUCACUCAGCAACUUCCUCUUCAUUCCGUCCCUUCUCUCCACCCUAAGUUGAAGUCAGCAUUGGAGGACAUGGGAAUCUCAAACCUAUUCCCAGUGCAAGUUGCAGUUUGGCACGAAACAGUUGGACCCGGCAAUUUUGAGCGUGACAUUUGUGUUAACUCGCCCACCGGAAGCGGCAAAACCCUCGCAUACGCUCUCCCCUUGGUGCAGAUGCUAUCAGGCCGUGUCACCAAAUGUCUCCGCGCCUUGGUUGUCGUUCCCACUCGCGACCUUGCUUUACAGGUCAAACAAGUCUUUGACGCCGUUGCAUCUCCAUUAGGCCUGCGUGUCGGAUUAGCUGUUGGACAAUCAUCCUUAGCUGAUGAGAUUUCUGAGCUCGUUGAAAUGCCGGCACGUGAUAUAGGCACAUGCUAUGAUCCACAUUGCAUUUCACUUCCUCGCUUUCAGAGUAAAGUUGACAUAUUGGUAGCAACCCCUGGUAGGCUUAUGGAUCACAUUAAUACUACCAUAGGCUUCACGCUUGAGCAUCUUUAUUAUCUUGUGGUUGAUGAAACAGAUCGAUUGCUUCGUGAGGCAUACCAAUCAUGGCUGCCUACUGUGCUUGAACUGAUCCAAUCUAAUGAUGAUGGUUUUUCCCUACCGUCUGCUUCUUUUUUCCCCUGUUCUGCUAGUGCAUUAAGAACCAGAAGAAGAUGUGGAGUUGAGAGGGGGUUCAAGGACAAGCCUUAUCCCAGGCUGGCAAAGAUGGUUCUAUCUGCGACAUUAACUCAGGAUCCAGGCAGACUUAUUCAGCUUAAUUUGCACCACCCUUUAUUAUUGAAAGCUGGACAAAUGCGUUAUCGGCUCCCAGAAAAUUUGGAAUCUUAUAAACUGAUUUGUGAAAAAAAGGUCAAGCCUUUAUAUUUAAUUGCCCUUUUGAAAUCCCUGGGAGAAGAAAAGUGCCUGGUUUUUACAAAAUCUGUGGAUUCAACACAUCGUCUCUGCCAAUUGCUAAAUUGUUUUGAAGAUCUGCGAAUUGAUAUCAAGGAGUAUUCUAGUUUACAACAUCAACGUGUAAGAAGCAAGACAUUGAACGAAUUCCGUAAAGGGGUGUUUCAAGUGCUUCUAUCUUCUGAUGCAUUGACUCGUGGGAUGGAUGUUGAAGGGGUAAGAAAUGUCAUUAAUUAUGACGUGCCCAAAUUCAUAAAAACUCAUGUUCAUCGGGCGGGCAGGACUGCAAGAGCUGGCCAGACUGGGCGUUGCUUCACAUUGAUGUCAGAAGAUGAGGUUCGACGAUUUAAGAAGUUAAUUGGAAAGGCUGAGGGUGGUUCUUGUCUGGACCAUAUUGUUCCGUCCAGUCAAAUUGAAGCACUCAACACUACCUACGAAUCAGCACUGACAAAAUACAAGGAGAUAAUUUCGAAGACACGAAAGAAACCCAAGAAUUAGAAUCUUCUUAGCUGAGCACAAGUGAAUGGAAAAAAAUAUAUUUAAUAGGAAUAGCAGCUUAUUCACGAACACGUAAGGGAAAAGCAUGUUAGCUUCAAAACAUCAAAGUAAUCCCUUGAAAUAUUCAACUAACAAUGAGAGUUCUAAGUUCUACAAUGGAAAUGACAGGCUGAAGUAUUCAGGGCUUGAACUCGUGUUAUCAGGGAAUAUUCUCAGUGGUGUUCCAUUUCUUGUAUUUCUUGAGGUCUUUUGUACUAGUUGAUUAUUUUGUUGACGGGGUAGAUGUAUGCCAUUAUAUAUCAAUAACGAUGACAAGUGUUCAUCCAAAUCUGCAGGAUUAUUUUUUAAUUAUAUUUUUCACAUUUUAGUGUAGAUACAGUUAAAAGUUUGCAUGGAAUUAUUAGCUUUGUUUUAA
Messenger RNA from Medicago truncatula (barrel medic), 2052 nucleotides. RefSeq names its product DEAD-box ATP-dependent RNA helicase 1. NCBI's taxonomy places the organism in Eukaryota, Viridiplantae, Streptophyta, Magnoliopsida, Fabales, Fabaceae. The record is from RefSeq and is a predicted model, not a curated record. The transcript is spliced from 9 exons. Gene Ontology annotation, molecular function: ATP binding; nucleic acid binding. The coding region runs from base 144 to 1637 and encodes 497 amino acids.